Molecule: messenger RNA, 540 nt
Organism: Gadus chalcogrammus (walleye pollock)
Lineage: Eukaryota; Metazoa; Chordata; Actinopteri; Gadiformes; Gadidae
Product: histone H2A
Exons: 1
Coding region: 107-490 (127 amino acids)
Cellular component (GO): nucleosome
Molecular function (GO): DNA binding; protein heterodimerization activity; structural constituent of chromatin
Source: RefSeq, a predicted model, not a curated record
CUUAUUGGACAACAGUCGGCAGCCUGUCGUCUGCUGACCUAUAAGUAACGUUGUGUCGCCGGCAAACCUCAUUCUGUUCUGAAAGACCUAGGAAGAAGACCAAAUCAUGUCAGGAAGAGGAAAGACCGGGGGCAAAGCCAGAGCGAAAGCUAAGACCCGCUCUUCCCGUGCCGGCCUCCAGUUCCCCGUCGGCCGUGUGCAUAGACUUCUCCGCAAAGGCAACUACGCUCAUCGCGUCGGUGCCGGUGCUCCCGUCUAUCUGGCAGCUGUGCUCGAGUAUCUGACCGCUGAGAUCCUGGAGUUGGCUGGAAACGCUGCCCGCGACAACAAGAAGACCCGCAUCAUCCCCCGUCAUCUGCAGCUGGCCGUCCGCAACGACGAGGAGCUCAACAAACUUCUUGGUGGGGUGACCAUCGCCCAGGGCGGUGUGUUGCCCAACAUCCAGGCCGUCCUUCUGCCAAAGAAGACUGAGAAGCCUGCCAAGAAGUAACUUGGAAGCAACUUAUUGUAAACCCCAAAGGCUCUUUUAAGAGCCAACCA